Molecule: messenger RNA, 3361 nt
Organism: Pieris brassicae (large cabbage white)
Lineage: Eukaryota; Metazoa; Arthropoda; Insecta; Lepidoptera; Pieridae
Gene: gkt
Product: probable tyrosyl-DNA phosphodiesterase
Exons: 14
Coding region: 117-1940 (607 amino acids)
Biological process (GO): single strand break repair; double-strand break repair
Cellular component (GO): nucleus
Molecular function (GO): single-stranded DNA binding; double-stranded DNA binding; 3'-tyrosyl-DNA phosphodiesterase activity
Source: RefSeq, a predicted model, not a curated record
GGAAUGUUUUGUAAUUGCGAUUAUAACUAAUAAUAUAUUUUUUUCUAUAUUAAUUACCGAUUUAUCAUCCUCGAUGAAAGUAGAAAUAAAUAAGAAUCAAGACAAGAUAUUAUAACAUGAAUAUAAACAAUAAACGGAUGAAUAAUAUGAACGAUGCUCAGAGUUUAAAAAGAGUGAAACGUGAAUGCAGUUAUGGUGAUAAAUGUUAUAGAUUAAAUCCAGCACAUUUUCGAGAAUUCAGCCAUCCGCAUUUGGAAAGCAUACUAAAUACCUAUGAAGGAAACGGUGACUAUGAUAUACCUCAGCAAUAUUCAAUGCAACGGAGUCAGAUUAUCGAACAAUUAAAUGUUAUUGUUGAGAAGAACUUGUAUGAAGGAAAAAUUGGAAAACAAUCAUCUGAUAAUGCACAAUCAAGUACCCAGACCAAUGAGGAAACGCCGAAUACACAAAGUACAAAUGUAACGCAAAUAAAACCACAGAAAUUAAUGGUGACUAAAACUAUUCCACAGAGUAGUGUUACAAUUAAUAGAGAAAAAGUCCAGAAUCAAGAACAAAAAGUUAGAGAUUCUGACUAUAGGCCAAUAGUGCCACCUACUAGAAAAUACUCGGAGUUUUUCAAAGUGAUUCCAGAGAAAAAUAAAAUGGCCGCAAAACAUGACGCCAGCGCACCGUAUUACAUAUUCUAUACCACUAUAACCGAUGCAAAAGAAACACACACACAGCCAUAUUCUAUAUGUUUUCAAGAAAUAUUGGAUUCCAGUCUCGGCGAAUUGAAGUGUUCGCUGCAAAUAAAUUUUAUGGUUGACGUCAGCUGGCUUCUGGCGCAAUAUUAUUUCGCUGGUUACAGUGCCAAAAAGCUAACAAUUCUCUAUGGCGAAGAGUGCCCGGACUUGAAGACUAUAAGCCAAAAGAAACCGCACGUUGACGCCCACUACGUUACCAUGGCAACGCCUUUUGGUAAACACCACACAAAAAUGAUGGUGCUGUGCUACGAAGAUGGCUCGUUGAGGGUGGUUGUGUCAACCGCGAAUCUAUAUGUUGACGACUGGGAGAACAGAACGCAGGGACUCUGGUUUAGUCCGCCUUGUUCCGAAUUACCACCGGACGCAAUGCCGCAUGAUGGAGAGUCUCCAACAAUGUUCAAGAGGACGUUGUUGCGAUAUCUCAACCAUUAUCAUUUGCCGCAACUCGCAUUUUAUAUCGAGAGGGUAAAGCGAUGCGACUUCUCACACAUCAAUGUAUUUUUGAUUGCAUCAGCCCCGGGUGCUCAUUUUGAUGUCGAUUGGGGCAUGACCCGUGUUGGGUCCCUAUUGCGUCAACACUGUUGUAUUCCACCAUCUGAGAACAGCCACUGGCCUUUACUGGCACAAGCCAGCAGUAUAGGAAGCUAUGGGAAGGAACCUAAGUUAUGGCUAACGGGAGAUUUUCUUCAUCAAUUCACAAAAAUUAAGGACCAAUCGCAAAUGCUCUCUUCGCCAGCUGGGUUGAAGCUUAUUUAUCCAUCUCUAGAAAACGUGAAACAGUCUCACGACGGUCUACUGGGUGGUGGAUGCCUUCCAUACGCCGCAAGCGCACACGCCAAACAACCUUGGCUAAACCAAUUUCUAUACCAAUGGAAAGCGACACAUACAAAUCGCAAUAGAGCGAUGCCGCAUAUAAAAUCCUACACCCGUGUAUCACCUGAUAACAAAAUGGCCGCCUACUACCUCCUCACAUCCGGGAACAUCAGCAAGGCUGCCUGGGGCUCCAUAAAUAAAGGGAAUAAGGCACUGAGGAUUAUGAGUUAUGAGGCUGGCGUGUUGCUGCUUCCAAGAUUUGUGAUAAAUGAAGACAUGUUUCCUCUCAGUGAUAAAACGCAUCCUUUAAUAAUUCCAUACGACAUACCCCCCAUUAAAUACACGAGCGAUAUGUCUCCAUGGGUAUCUGAUUAUUUACAUUGAUUUUCUACUAAGCUGUGCUGUGCCCAGAGGCAAUUUAAUUGUUAUGUCAACGUCAACGUCAAAAUCAUUUAUUCACAUAUGUACACAUAAACGUCAAUAAAGAAAUACGUAUUGAAUGCUUUUAAUUUGACAUUUACUGCCAGUUCUCAAUGGCGUAGAACGGAAGUGAGGAACUGGCAAUAAAUGCUCCGCCAUUAUCUUUAAUCGCCAUGUCAAUAAUUAUUUGGUAUCAGUAUAUUUAUUUAGUGUGUUUUGUUAAUAGUUUCCUAGUAAUUUUAGAACUUAUCAUUUGAGUUUCAUAAUAACAAUAAAAAAAAGAAUUUUAUAAAAGGAAUACAUAAAAGGUUGGGGAAACGCUGCUGUAGACGCUUUUCCAGAGGUUCUAGCGAAUCCCGCUAAGAGAUUCCAAGUGCCUUUAACGCUCCGUAUUGUAAAGGACAGAUCAAUACACAUACAGGACCUACCAGAAAAGGGCGUACAAAUUCUUAAGGAGCGUACGGAUAGCCCGUUCCUGUGUUACGCGUAUUUGGGAAACACUGUCCACGCAUACAUUGGAUACGCGUACAGCUCCUUUACGGAUCGCCGCGAACCUGUACGCGAGGUCAAUCGAUCCAGAGCGCUCCGCGAGUCCCAGUCAUUCGCCAUGACUCCGACAAAGUUAGCGGUUGCGUGCGUGGGUUUUAAUUCACCUAUUGGAAUUUUCAGUUUAUUCGAAAUUGCCUUCCAUGCAUCUUGGCGUAAAUCGUUAUUUCGAUAAUCAACUAGCAACUCCCACAAGACCCGGUGAAAUUCAUAAAGUUGACUCAGUCUGAUAAUAGUUUCAUUAUUAAAACUCGAAGAACACGCGUGUUUAUUAAUUUUGCCGUCCAAAUGUGGCGUAGCCGGCCCCGUGCGUCCUCUUUGACGCGCGACAAAAAACCGACUGACGAUCGGCUCGCGCGGUACGCGUACCCCACGAGUGAACGCGUAUCUGCAGGUAUGAACUAGGCGUUCCGAAUACGCGUACCAGGGUACGCGCAAUCCGUACGCACCUUUAAAAGUCCGGCAACUUGCGAGUCAUCUGGCAAUUUGAGUCUAUGGCCAGCAUCACUUAACAUCAGGUAAGCCUCCAACUCGUUUUCCCCGUUUUUUAUGUGCCAUAAUUUUGUACUUAUAAUAAACCUAUUCAAACUUUGAUAAAUAUAUAUCUUAACGGUUUAUUUCUAUCUUUUUAUAUUUGUUUUGCGUUUUCUUAGUUUCUUUUCUAGUCUAGAAGAUAUCGCUUGUUAUACGUCAGUUGUUUUGUUGGUGUGUAUGUUAAUAAAAAAAUAUUCCAUUGGUGAGAACGUUCCCCGUGCCAAAUUUUAGUCAAAAUUUAAAUUUUGACAUACACGAGUCUUAAUCUAAAUCUGACAAGAGGAACACACUAAAACAUUAUUGUA